This is a messenger RNA of Frankliniella occidentalis (western flower thrips), 3004 nucleotides long. Its product is annotated as zinc finger protein 184-like. The record is from RefSeq and is a predicted model, not a curated record. Gene Ontology annotation, biological process: regulation of transcription by RNA polymerase II. Gene Ontology annotation, cellular component: nucleus. The transcript is spliced from 6 exons. Lineage: Eukaryota; Metazoa; Arthropoda; Insecta; Thysanoptera; Thripidae. Gene Ontology annotation, molecular function: DNA-binding transcription factor activity; RNA polymerase II cis-regulatory region sequence-specific DNA binding; zinc ion binding. The coding region runs from base 81 to 2117 and encodes 678 amino acids.
ACCACAACAACCGGUCGGUGUUAACCCUAACUGAACGCCAUGAUGAAAAUGUUAAAUGGUUCGGUACAGGGUUGUUUACAAUGUUAAUUCUAGAUUUUAAUAAAAUUUGCCGAUUAUGUCUGACAAAAGGAGAAAAAAUGGUACCAAUUUUCAACGACAGCAAGAGAAGUGGGCCUAAUAUCAGCAGCCGAAUUGAAAACUGCACUUGUCUGAAGCUUAAAGAAAGUGACGGUCUCCCAGGUGCAUUAUGUACUGAAUGUCUUUCAAAGCUUGACCUCAUAAAGGCUUUCCAGGAUCAGUGUGAACGUUCAGAUAUAGUCCUGCGAGAGUUCCUUAAAAACAAAGACGCUAAACAGCAGAUUCAAAGUCUUCAAAAGCUAAGUAAAGGAAGUGAAAUGAAUAAUGGAGAAGAGUUCGUCAAAUCAGUUGAGCAAAUUGGACAAAACUUGUUAGACACCUCUAUGCAAAUACCUGUUCAAAAUAUUUCUCAGGUUCCUAUUCACAAUCUCUCCCAGAUUUCUGUUCAAAACCUUACUCAAAUUCAAAAUCUUGUACAAAUCCCAGUACAGAAUCUAGUACAAAUUCCUAUUCAAAACUUUGUUUUGAGUCCUGUUGAAAAUCUUGUUGCAAGUCCCUUGCAAGACUUCACACAGAGCUCUGUCGAUGGACUCAUACAAAGUCCUGGACAAGACCUUUCUGUACAAGAUUUUGUUCAAGUCCCUGUACAGGACCUUUUUCAAAGCCCAUUACAAGACCUGCAAAGUUCUGUGCAAACCUAUGUACCAGGGGAUGUGCAAAACUAUGUACAAAGCCCUGUGCAAAACCAAAUUUCCCUUCAAAACUGUGGAGACCUAUCAAACGAACUUCAGUGGAACGAAUGCUUAACUAGUGAGACUAAUAUUACUGUCACCAAAUCAUUGAAUCAAGAGACAGUACCCACUAAAAAGCAAUUGAAAACUUCCUCCAAAAUACCUUCCAAAAAUAAACCCUCAUUAACUGUCAAAAGUGUUAAAAGCGAUGAAGAUGAGGGGGAGGAUGACUACACGUGGCCUGGUAGUCUCUCUGAUGAAGAUUCUAGCAGACCAAAUGGGGAUAGUGCUUGCAAUAAAAGAAGGAAAAAACAAUCAAUUUCGUACGAGUGUGAAUAUUGUGGUCGAACUUUUUCAAGAUCCAAUCAUUUAAUGCAACAUGAGCUAACCCAUACCAAAGAAAAACCUUUCCAUUGUUCCUAUUGCGGGAAAGGAUUUUGGUAUAAAAAUUCUCUUAUUGGUCACAUCAAACAAACUCAUACAGGAGAUGUAAAUUAUACGUGUGAGGAAUGUGGAAGAGGAUUUUUCCAGCGUUCUGAGUAUAUGAGACACAAACCUAUUCACUCAAGUGAAACUCCAUUCAAAUGUGAUGAGUGUGACAUGAGUUUUAAACUCAUUAAAAAUCUUCGGAGACAUCAGAAGGUGCAUUCUGGCACUCGCACUCAUACCUGUCAGUAUUGUGGUAAAUCAUUCCGUAUGCGCCAAACUUUACGAGUCCACCUUAUUCUUCAUUCUGGGGAAAAACCAUAUAAAUGUGAACAUUGCGGCAGAGGGUUUUCACAAUCUGCUCCACUGAAGGCUCAUGUUCGAAUGCACACAGGAGAAAAACCAUAUGUUUGCAAAAUGUGUGGAGAGUCCUUUCAAACAGGCAAUUCUUUAAAAGCACAUGUUUUCAAACAUACUGGUAUUCAUCCAAAUAGCUGCAAAGAAUGUUCUUUAGUUUUUAAAAGGAAAAAGGACCUUGUAGAACAUAGAAACAAUGUGCACGAUGGAGCUGAAACAGAUCUUGUACAAGUUACACCUCAGAUACCAUUGCUGAGGUGUAAGUCUGAUAGAAACAAGCAAGUGCAUUCUCUUCAGAAUACUGAUUCUAAUGAGAGUGAUGAUGACCCAGAUGACCCUGAUUCAUUGUCAGAGGACUCUCAGUCUAGUGAUUCAAUUACUCAGCAUGAAGUAGUUAAACAUCGAUUGCCACCUAUAGUUGAACUUUCGUCACCUGUCUCUUCUCGCUUGAUGUCACCACCAUUAAUUGGGUCUCCAUCCGAGACAGACGAGCUAAUUUCUUCUACCAGUUUAUCUUAUGCUUAAUAUUCUUAUAUUUCCACUUUAGUGGAAGGCUUAUAGCUGUCUCAAAAGAGUAGUUGAAGAAGUACUGCUAGGACAUGUAUGUUGUUUUGGAAGAAAAACUUUUGAGAGGGAACCAUGUAAUGUAUCUUUGCCAUUGUAUCCAUCCCAUCAAUUUUCUUGGCAUGUGUUUUCAGUCCAAGUUUAUAUUUGUGAUAAUAUUUUUGUUGUGUCUGAUCUCAUCUGAUUAUUUAAUUUUUUUCUACCAAAUUUCAAUUUUUAUCAAGUAUUGAUACAGUAUUUGUUUGAUUCCUUCUGACUGUUCGUUUGAAGUCCAGGUUACCAUUUUUACUGGUAAUUUUGAUUUUUUUGAAUUUUUACUGGUAAUUUUGAUUUUUGAAUCUUAUAUAUUUUGUUUAAAUUUCAAAAGAGGAGAUGUUUGAACCACAUAAUUGUAGUAAUGUAUUGUUUUUUUGAAAAAUUUAGUAUCUAUGUACCUUUUUACUUAUCUUUACAACCCAGCUACAUUGAAGUUUGAUUGUGUACUCACAAUAUUGUUACAGUAAUAUGAUUUUUUUCUCUCUACUUAACAAUAAUCACAUUUUAUCUAAGUGUUUUUCUUUUGAUCUCUUUUAGGAUGCCGUACUUUUGUACUCGAGUUAGGAAGUUGAUGUUGGUUUGUUUAUGUAAUUAAGAGUGCCCCAGUUGUGUUCUGUCAAGUAAAGUGAAAGCAAAUGCCAUAUAUGUAAAAUUGUCAUUUCUACAGUUAUUUUACACUGAACAUUCCUUAUCUUUGUUCUUGUGUUCUUAUUGAAAGCUGAACAUUUUGACAUUUUUGACUAACACACUGUUGGAGUAUUUUUGAGCUUGUGAUAAUAAAUCUAAAGUGAUUUUGAUGUCAGUCCAAAUUA